Messenger RNA from Pyricularia oryzae 70-15, 183 nucleotides. RefSeq lists its product as uncharacterized. The transcript has 3 exons. The record is from RefSeq and is a predicted model, not a curated record. The coding region runs from base 1 to 183 and encodes 60 amino acids. NCBI's taxonomy places the organism in Eukaryota, Fungi, Ascomycota, Sordariomycetes, Magnaporthales, Pyriculariaceae.
AUGUGGGAGAUAUGCAUGUGGGAUCCGCACGAUCAAACAGGGCCUUUGGGCAGAAAGGAGCUGAGAGGUAAUUUCCACAAGGGCAUUACGCCAAGGGAGAUCGUCAAACAAAUUCGGUACUCUCUACUCUACGGAUACGGUACAAUGGGUGACAAUGAGGUCACCGACCCCGGCUGGAUCUGA